AUGGCUGCCAUGGAAAUCUCUAGUGAUGAAGAGAGUCCCAGAAAUGGGGGUACGAAGCGGGGGACUGUUGUGGAUUUGUCAGUGGAGGAUGAACCUGUUACCAAUGAGUUACUGAGCCUGGACCCUCUAGUGGGGAAUAUCCAUGAAAUGCGACAGAAGCUGGUGGCCAUGGAGAGCGGUGCCAAAGAGGACGUGGACAUGGGAAGCCCCACUGAGGUUUUCGAUGAAGAGUACCAGAGUGAGUUAGAUGCAGUUUGGAAAGGUGAAGAGGGUCCAGAGGUUGCAACUGAACAUCGUGACUUGCAGCAAGUGCUGGAUGUUAUCCUGAAGAGACAAGCCACCGUAGACCUCUCAGGUGAACAGGCAGCAAAGGUCGUCAAGCCCGUGGAUGGAGGUAUGGGACUGAGUGAGAAGUUGAAGCUCAAGCCCCACAUACCGGAUUGCCUGAAGAUGCCUUGGGAGAGAGGUUUCGCUGGUCUGGUUUUAGGCAAAGCACCAGAAGUGAUGGAGAUGCCCAACCUUAGUGCUAUGAAAGCUGCUCUGAUGGUCGAGGAAGAGAUCGUGGAGCCGAAGGAGGAUGACAAGAUGCCAGCAGAUGUCUUCGUGAGAAGCGGGUUCAAACCUCUUGACAGAGAACGCAAAGCCUGGCAGCAAGCUGAGGCCGACGAGAGGACGAAGCUCAUGGCAGGGUGGAUGGUGGUCAUCCAUGAAGCUGGAGACCAAUGUGCGGCUGGGCAGAUGUUGGAUGAGUCAGGCGAGAACGUGUUGGAGGACAUCUUUGCACGUAAGAAAAAUGGCACCCUCCAAGUGAGGCUCAGUGCAAUGAUGCUGUAUGUCAGGUGGUGCAAAGCCAGAGAUCUUGCAGCUUUUCCUCUACGUGAACAACAAGUGUACCAGUAUGUGGAUGAUCUCAGAAAGAACCGAGCUCCUGCAACCAGAGCAGGCAGUUUCAGAAGUGCCCUGGCAUUUUGCAAGGGCACCCUGCAGCUCAAAGGCGUUGAUGAGGUGCUGGACAGUGGCAGGAUAGCUGGAUCAGCACAUAGGAGCUACGUCACAAAGAGGGUUCUGAGACAGAGGGAUGCACUCACUGUCCACCAGAUCCAGACUUUGGAAGCCUUGGUCGAGAACCCGCUGGCCCCGCUACAAGAUAGGUUGUUUGCUGGGCACUGCCUGCUGUGUGUGUACGGCAGACUGAGGUUCGGAGACAGCCAGGGCAUCGAGGAAGAGCCGAAGCUUGAUGGGGACUACAUAGAGGGAGGGACCACUAUCCACAAGACGGACUCCCUCGUGGGAAGGGCAAGGAGAAUCUUGCCAGUGGUGGCCCCAAGCAGGGGAGUCUCAGGAGUGGCAUGGGCUGAGGAGUUCUUGAGGCUGAGAGCUCAAGCUGGCCUGAGAGCUCUCCCUGGUCGCCCCUUCAUGCCAGCCCCCAUCACAGGUGGAGGAUGGAGCCAGAGCAGAUUGUCCACCUCCGAGGCAUCCAACUGGCUGUGUGAGCUGCUGAAAAGAUACUCCAUGGAGAAGAUGGACAUGAGCAACGUGAUCAAAGACAUCAGGAUGUAUAGGUUUCGACCUGACCUGCCAAGAUCCGAGAGAUGGAAGGAUCCGCCGGCAGAGAUGGGAGAUGCUGAGGAUGCUGAUGACGACUUGCUGGUGGAGGAGAGAGGCGACCUCAGUAUGGAGGAGAUCCCAACGCCUGGUAAGAAGAGUGUGAGGUUGGCCGAGGUUGGAGAGCUGUCGACGGAGAGUGAAGAGUCCGGAGAUGAGGUGGAUGAAAGUGAAACUGAGCGCAACCUCGAGGCAGUUGUACAGGUGGAUGAUCGAGGGAAGUCCUUCGGUGUGAAGUGCGACUAUGAGGACUGCCGGUGCAGUCGGUUUUUCUCUGAGUGGUCUGGUGCCGCUAGCGACGAAGUGGCUCAAGCCGCAGUGACCGGGGACAUGGCGACUCUGACAGAGUCCAAGGCCGUGUUCGAGGCGAAGUUGAAGGAGAAUGGGCUGGAUGGCUACAAGCUGCUGAUGAGUGGCAAGGGAUGGACCACCCUAUCCACCUUUGCCUUUGCAAGCAGCUGGGCACCGGGAACAGGGGACGAUACGGCUUUCAUGGAGCAGGUGGUGAGGCCGAUACUGGGGAGGAACGAUCACCAGGAUCUGCCGAGACUGAGGAAGCUGUACCAUGAGGCCUACACGAUAGUGGCCGCAGAGCUGAGGACACGCCUGGAGGGAACACAGGAAGCCGAUGGGAGCAAGACCAGGAAGCUACCACCAGUGGAAAGGAAGACGAGGUGGGCGCAGGUGAAGCAGCGCUACCCUCACCUCCAGAUAGGUGAUCAGCUGGAGCCAGCACAUCAUGUGGUAGACAAGUGCCACUCAAUGAAGGUUGAAGGCGACUUGCGCUACCUGGCGCCUCAUGAAAUCCCAACCAGGGAUCAAGAGAUGCAGAAUGUGAAGACCGAGGAGCUGAUCAAGAAGGACGCAAGUGGCCACCUGAAGGCGCAUGACGAGACCAAACUGCCAGACGCGGACCUGAAGACCGACCUGAGGAUGAGGCAGGCAUACAUGCGCAGAGGGUUGGCCAUGGAAGUGGCCGAUAUCAUGACUUACACAAGUCAUGAGAAGCUGGUGGACAGGAUGUUCCAGGAGUACCAGAGAGAGCCACCCAUGGGAUAUGCCCAAGUGACGCUGAAGCAAUUGGCCGAGGCGGACCGGAGGGCAUGGAAGCUCAUGGCAGAAGAUCUCCAAGGUGACUUGGGCAGGGACACCAAUGGUGAGCGUCUGGCUGACCUGGCGGUGGACAAAGUCUUGGUGCACCCAGCCUUCACCACCUUGCUCAUGCCGUUGCCCGGCGCCAGAUCAUCAGCGGCGGCAUCAUCUGGUGACCAGGACACAGAGCCAGUGGGGGCCGGCAAACGAAAGCUGAUGAAGGAGAACCAGCGCCUGAAGGAGAGAUUGCGUGAAGCUGAGAGCUCGCAGAAGGACAAGAAGAGCAAGCACCAAGAAGCCCCAGUGACCCCUCAGGUCAAAAAGAUGCCCAUCAAGAUGCCGAGGGAGCUAUGGGGGUACCAGCCCAUGAAGAAGGGCAAGAGGAUCUGCUAUGGGUUCCAGCUGAACAACUGCACCAACAAGGUGCAGAAUGGCGAGUGUGCAAAAGGGCUGCAUGUGUGUAUGAAGUGCUGGAAGGAUGACCAUGGAGCCCAACAAUGUUCCCAAUGA
Cladocopium goreaui is the source of this 3207-nucleotide messenger RNA. NCBI's taxonomy places the organism in Eukaryota, Dinophyceae, Suessiales, Symbiodiniaceae. The record is from the annotation of a GenBank genome assembly.